AUGUCAACCUCCAAGUGUCUCCCAGCAACACCCCAGGCUCCCCCAGGGGGCCCUGGGGACCACGAGGCCCCCGAUCCCCUUUCAGAUUCUGUUCCAGGCAGGGGGACCGCUUCCCGAGAGGGCCAAGAGCUUUCCUCAGCAGCACUCGCACUGGAGAGUGCAGCGGCAACGGUGGCGGCGGAGGGAGGGGACACAUCUCCUAUAACAGAAGGAGACUCAAGCCUACGCCGCAACAGAUGGGCAGACGAAAGUGAUGAUUUGGACUCACCCGCCUUCGACCCGAUGGCGCCAGGUGCCGCCCCUCCGCCGCUCAGUCUUGGGGCCCCCGAGGCACCACCGCCUCCUGUCGUUAUGGAGGACAAGGGCGUCCGCGAGCUGCUUGUCACCGACUUGGACCACAGAAUGACGGAGAGAGAUAUUUCCAACCUGUUCACGGGGGUCAGGCGAGUCCAUAUCAAGAGAGGUGACAAUGGCCGCAGCAGGAGCAGCACAAUCUCCGCUGAAGUCUCUUUCGUGUCUCACGAGGCGGUCUGUGCGGCCUUAGCAAUGAACUGCCGGCCUAUUCCUCGGAGGGGUACCUCUCAAGGGGGGGCCCGCGGAGACCGUGGCAGGGGCCCUUUAAUCCUGAAAAUACAGCUGCCACCUCCAGACAGGCUUGAUGCGUGCUUUUCCAAGUUCCGGUCUGGAGGCCUUGUGGGCGCGCCAUCUGCUGCAGCCUCAGGAGGGUCGCCGGCUGCUGCUGCUGCAUCUUCCGAGGGACCUCGACGGGGUGGCUCAAUCCUCUCAGGCGGAGCUGGGGGCUCACCUCUCAGCCGCGGCGGAUCGGGAGGUCUUCAGGGGACGGCCCGGUCAGGUAAUCUCGAUAACAAAUGGCGAAAGAAGGGGAGAAGCCCGGACCCUCCACCUCCAGCUGCACCUACACAGGGCAGCAGCAAGGAGCAGCAACAAGAUGCCACGAGCAGCAGCAGCAGCAGCAACAGCAACGGGACAACUCAUGUGGUGCCGUUGGUAGACCCUAAGGAGCUGUUGAAGGAACAAUUGAAGCCGCAGGGGUUGAAGCUGAACCCCGCUAUCUUCGGCGAGGCGAAGCCUCGCGACGAGACGGCAGUGCUCCAAAGACUGAGAGAGGCCCGUGAGGGACCUUCCAAACAAGUGCCACCAACGUGUAGCUCCCCAGACACGUCGGGAUUGCAGAUGCAGAGUAUGCCUGUGCCUCCGCCUCCGCCGCCUCCACCGCCGGCACCUCAGCAGCAGCAGCAGCAACAGCAGACGCGGUGGCGCAGCAAUAUGCAGCUGCAGCAGCAACAGCGACAGUGCUCUCCUGAGAGACUGAGGCGUCGACAGGACCCGCUCUGUGGGGCAAAGCCACGAGAUGAGCCUCCACUCAUCUCAGCUCAAGAGCAACAGCAACAACAGCAGCGGCAGCCCUUUGCCCCCAAGCAUCAUGCUAGCACACCUGGAGCGGAAACUGUGCCUCUGAAAGCAACAGCGGCAGCAGCGGGGACUCCGCCCUCACAGACAUUGUCAACUGAAGCCGCGUCAGCGACCUCCCCUGUACCAGCCGAACGAAAAACUGGGGCGGGUCCGUGGGGUCACCGCCUUGCCCCCUCUCCUUCCCAGCAGGAGGAAGUUUCUCCUGUGCGUCGUGGGUGGCGCGGAGGCCAAGAGACUGCCAGUAGUAGCAGCAGCAACAGCAGUAGCAGUAGCAGCAGCAUUACUCAUGCAGAUGCAGGUGAUGCAAAGAGCAGCAGCCACAGCAGGGGGUCUUUGGGAGGGUCCCAACAACAGCGAAACAAAGGGUCUUUGGCGGUUAGGGAAGUUUGCGCUGUCUCGGGACCCUCCGAGGUAGCCGGAGAGCUUGGAGAACAGCAACAACAGCAACAGGCACAGCAGAGGAGCAUCAUUUGUGUUGCACCGACAGCGCCACCGAGGACAGGCCCGCUUGCCUCGCAGUUGUUUUUAGACAAGGUACCGAAGCAACAGGAACAGGAAGAACGGCAGCAGCAGCAGGGGAAGAAGCCGAAAGGACGGCAGGCUUGGCAGACCAAGGUUGAGGGUCUUCCGGAUGUGUCUAGCACUCAGCAGUCGCAGCAGCCCACGGAGGAGGGUAACUCGCAGCAGACGGCCCAAGAUGGGCCACCUAACCCACCCCGACAGGUCCAACAGAACCACCAGCAACAAGAGCAGCAACAGCAACAGCAGGGAACGGGUCACCGAGGCAGCGGAGGCAGGGGCGACUGGAGGGGAGGUAGAGGGGAUAAGAGGGGUGCGGGCCCCGCCGGGGGCGCAUCUGCUGGCGCUGGCAGUGGUGCCCCUCGCUGGAGCUCAGGGGCUUCUGGGGGCCCUGUUUUCCAGAGGGGACAGCAGAAGGAUGAUACUCGACCAUCCGUUGCGGCUGCAACUGCAACAGCAGCUGCAGCAGUGACGAGCAGCAACAGUGCCAGCCUAAACACCCGUAGUGCUGAAACGAGCGGCUGCACGGACGGCCUGAUUUCAUCCCCCACAGUAACUGGUGCAUCUCACUUGUUGCACUCCCGGGCGGUUCGCCAGGAGAAGCAGACCAGCAAGGGAGAGGUGACGGCAAAAGCACAGGAACGGGACGCGGAGGAGGCCAAGGCGGAGGGGGGGGCCGACGGUCUGUGGCAGGCGGGACGCGGGAAGAACAGCAAGGAGCUCCCAGCUUGCCAGCGGGUGGAGAGACGUCAGGCGCAGCAGCUGCUGUUUCAAGAGAACCUGCAGCCUCACAGCAGCAGCAGCGGCAUCAGCAAGCGGGGAAACAACAGCAGAGUGCUUAUAGGGAGGGAUUUCCCUUCUCUGGAGACAUACGGCAGCAGCGGCCUGCUAUCUGUGCCUAGGAAAACAAAUGUGCCUUUUUACACAGCGAUUCGAACCAACAGCAGCAUGAGCAGCUGCUGCCCCAAUGAGGAGGGAGAGGCAGACAGGAGACAGACGGGGGAUCCAGUGUCUCUAGACCCCUCGUGCUGCGUGCCGAAGGCCCCUCUGUGUGGGGCUAGCCCCACAUAUCAAAAUCUUUACAAGUAG
Messenger RNA from Eimeria tenella, 3042 nucleotides. RefSeq lists its product as uncharacterized. The coding region runs from base 1 to 3042 and encodes 1013 amino acids. The transcript is spliced from 10 exons. Gene Ontology annotation, molecular function: nucleic acid binding. The record is from RefSeq and is a predicted model, not a curated record. NCBI's taxonomy places the organism in Eukaryota, Apicomplexa, Conoidasida, Eucoccidiorida, Eimeriidae.